Molecule: messenger RNA, 843 nt
Organism: Ostertagia ostertagi
Lineage: Eukaryota; Metazoa; Nematoda; Chromadorea; Rhabditida; Trichostrongylidae
Source: the annotation of a GenBank genome assembly
AUCCUUAUCAAUUCCAUUUUGCAGGAAUCUAUUGUUGACAUUCAAGGUCAAGUAGAAAAGGUUGAUGCACAAAUUGAAUCAUGCACACAGAAAAAUGCCGAACUUCACGCAAUCCAGGUGUUCGUUGUAUCAGCAGCGGAGCCACGACUUCCUCUUCAAAUUGAAGAUGCCAGCCGGCGGGCAGACAGCGCUGACGGUCUGGCAGCAGUAAAUCUUGACACAAGGCUAGAUAACCGUGUACUCGAUUUGCGUACGACAACGACUCAAGGCAUUUUCUCACUGCAGGCUGGUGUCUGCAAACUGUUCCGUGAUACUUUAACUGAGCGUGGAUUUGUUGAGAUUCAUACCCCAAAGAUCAUCUCCGCUGCGAGUGAAGGAGGUGCCAACGUUUUCACGGUGUCUUACUUCAAAGGUUCUGCAUACUUGGCGCAGUCUCCACAGCUGUACAAGCAGAUGGCUAUUGCUGGCGAUUUUGGAAAGGUGUUUACCAUCGGUGGUGUCUUCCGAGCUGAGGAUUCAAACACCCACCGACAUAUGACGGAAUUUGUAGGGCUCGAUUUGGAAAUGGCCUUCAACUUCCAUUAUCACGAGGUGUUGGAAACGAUCGGAGCUGUUCUUAUCAGCAUAUUCAAAGGCCUUAAAAGAGACUAUGCUGCUGAAAUCGAAGCGGUUGGACGACAGUAUCCUGCUGAACCUUUCGAGUUUUGCGAGCCAGCACUCAUUCUGAAAUAUCCGGAGGCAGUGAAGAUGUUGCGAGAAGACGGUGUUGAAAUGGGCGACGAGGACGACCUUAGCACACCUGUGGAGAAGCAGCUAGGGCGUCUUGUGAAGGUGAAAUCAUGA